This is a messenger RNA of Fukomys damarensis (Damara mole-rat), 4585 nucleotides long. RefSeq names its product zinc finger protein 134. The coding region runs from base 505 to 1788 and encodes 427 amino acids. Lineage: Eukaryota; Metazoa; Chordata; Mammalia; Rodentia; Bathyergidae. Gene Ontology annotation, molecular function: RNA polymerase II cis-regulatory region sequence-specific DNA binding; DNA-binding transcription repressor activity, RNA polymerase II-specific. The record is from RefSeq and is a predicted model, not a curated record. Gene Ontology annotation, biological process: negative regulation of transcription by RNA polymerase II. The transcript has 3 exons.
CUGUAGGUGAGAAGAAAUUGAACCUUGAAAGAUUUAAGCGUUCCUGUGUUCACUCUGGAAAACAGACUGUGAUAAGUGAGGAGGGUAACGAUAGAGGUAGGGAAACGUGUGAGAAGACUUCUUACAAAACACCAGGAGGACUGUGUUCGACCACAGCAUUGGCUGGAGGAUAUGGAGGUGGAGAAGGUAAUAGAUUCUGGAUAGAAUUUUGAAGAUAGAACCAACAGGGCUUCCUGCAGUUUCAGAUGUGCUUGUGAACAUAGGGUGUGAGACGCUAUCCAAGUGUCCCUUUUUUCUCUACUUAGAGCAGGGACCAUCUUUCAAGAGGAUUAGAAAUUGGAUUUGAGGCACAUGACUAAGGUUUCUCAGUGGAGGCAGCACAUAGGCAACGGUACACUCAAAUCUGGAGUUCUGAGGAGAAAGUUGUGCUGGAGAGCUUACAGAUCCUUAGUGGUUGCUGAACUGUUACAAAGGAGAGGAUCUGGGGUGCCUGACUGAGAGGGCAUGACUCUAACUACAGCAGGAGGGGCUUGGACGGACCCUGGUUAUUGGUAUGCAGUGAAGGAUGAAGAGGCACCUGCUGAGGAGAGUGUUUCUGUAGCGGUGUUACCUUUUCGUACUUCUAAGGCAGGUUUGUCUACCCAGGUGGAUCACUCUUGUGACAGAUGUGGUGCAAUCUUAAAAGAUACUUUGUACCUGGGUGAACACCAGGGAACAUACCACAGACCUAAAACUUACACAUGUGAAACCUGUGGGAGACAGUUCUGGUUCUGUGCAAACUUUCACCCAAACCUAAAGCAUUACAUUGUAGAGAAACCUUCACAACGAGAUGAAGGCAAAGCCUCGUUGGUGAAGAACUGGAUAGUUUGUGAUGAAGAACCUCACUUGUCACAGAAGCCCUUUAUAUGUAAAUUACAGCAGAAAAACUUCCAGACCAGUUUGGGGGAUCACCAACAAAAGGUCACCCAUAGGAAGAGGAAGAUAGCCAGGAGCACUGAGAGUAGGGAGGCUCUUCAUGUGGGGCAAAUGCAUUACAAGUGCAGUGAAUGUGGGAAAGCUUUUAGUCGCAAAGAUACACUUGCCCAGCACCAGAAAAUCCAUAGUGGAGAAAAGCCUUAUGAAUGCAGUGACUGUGGGAAAGCCUUCAGCCGUAAAGCUACACUUGUCCAACAUCAGAGGAUCCAUACUGGAGAAAAGCCUUAUGAAUGCAGUGAAUGUGGAAAAGCCUUUAGUCGAAAAGACAACCUUACCCAACACAAGCGGAUCCACACUGGAGAAAUGCCUUACAAAUGUGAAUGUGGCAAAUACUUUAGCCAUCACUCCAAUUUAAUUGUACACCAGAGAGUUCACAAUGGAGCAAGGCCUUAUAAAUGCAGUGAUUGUGGGAAAGUCUUCAGACACAAAUCCACGCUUGCUCAACAUGAGAGUAUACACACUGGAGAAAAUCCUUAUGAUUGCAGUGAUUGUGGGAAGUCCUUUGGCCACAAAUAUACCCUUAUUAAGCAUCAGAGAAUUCACACAGAGUCAAAGCCUUUUAAAUGCACCGAUUGUGGAAAAUUUUUUAGUCGGAGCUCUGACUUUAUUGCACACCAGAGGGUUCACACUGGUGAAAGGCCUUUCGUGUGCAGCAAAUGUGGGAAAGACUUCAUCAGAACCUCCCACCUUGUUCGGCACCAGAAGGUUCACACUGGAGAAAGGCCAUAUGAAUGCAGUGAAUGUGGGAAAGCCUACAGCUUAAGCUCCCACCUCAUUCGGCACCAGAAAAUUCAUGCUGCAGGUAGACUUUAGGGAAGCUUUUAAUUUAAUAGAAUUAUUAGAUGUUAAACUUGAACAUGUUUUAUGAAUAUCAAGUAUAUGGGACACUUCAAACACUUUUGCACAUUCUGACCUGCUCAAAAUUUCCAGAGUUAGUCACUGUCAAUACCUACAGCUCAAACCCUCUCAACCUCUCCAGCUUAGUAGCUAAACCAUCCCCAGGGAAGGCAGGAAUUUGCGCACUUUGUCCAAUCUGUAGUGAAUUGUGAGACACCUGAGGUCAGCCGAAGUUUUUAUUCUCUUUUGACUGAUAGUUUAGGUAAGAACUCCUUGUUAGCCAAGAGGACUUGAGCUAUGACUGGUGACUAACAGAAAGUGUCUUGUUUGUGGACCUUAUUGUUCUUACAUGACAUUGUUUAAGACAGGGUCUUGCUCCUUUGCCUAGGCAGACAUUGAACUCCUUCACUUAGUCCAUCCUUGGCUUUAGAUCCCAUAAUAGGGAUUUGACAUGCUACUGUGCCUGGCUCUUACCUGAAAUUUGUAAUGGACUUGUCCCUAAGUCACCUGGCCAGGAAAGUAUCUGUCUCAUGUUGUUUUGCUUUGUAAUAAUAAAAGCUUUAUAAUUUGAACUAUCUUAGAUCUUGCACCCCACCACCCCAUCUGGAAUGGAAUGAAAACAUAAUUAGACUUACAAAUUGAAAGGGUAAACAGCCUUUGUGCAACUUUGUACCUCAAAAACAUUGGUGAAAAAAAAUUAUCAGUCCACUUUUGGUGUUAAAUUCUAAUGUUGACAGAACAUCUUAAGUCAGCAUUCUGAUCUUUGUGAGUCUGAUUUCACACUUUGAGAGCUCAUACAUCACUUUGAGGGAGGGUGCUGCUAUUAGGACAGACCACAGAGUAGGAGCAGUGAGCUGUGUGGAUUUAGCAUCUUCCUUUCAGCAUAUGUCUCAUAUUCCCCAGCACUGUUGGGAGGAAGCUUUCUUUUGGACCACUUUCUCCAAAGCCAAAGUAUGUACAGGUUAAUGACAGACCUAAAGUGUCGCUAAAGUACAAAAUAUUAAAGGUAUGAAUAAUUGAGAUUAAGGAGACUACAGUAAACUAUAGUGGGAAGUGCCCACUGUAAAAACAUCUCCAUAUAUUCCUGUCACUGACUGUGUGGAUUGUUGUACAGAAAUUUUCAGAAUUUACAGGGCUGAGUCACUCUUAUGGUCACAAUAGCCCAGCCCCCCGCCAAAAAAAAGGCAAUUUUGUUAGAUUUUUAUCCUUCUCUCGGUUCUCUAACAUUUCAGUUGCACAGGCAGGAACCCUGAGGUGGAGGACAGAAGUGUAGGGGAUAGGCAUCAUCGGGUAUAUUGGAGGGGCAGUCUGAUUGAUAGUGCGGAGAUCUUCUAACAGUCUGUGUAAGCCAGCCACCCCCGUAAUGGGAGAGUGGGGCUGUUGUAAGGAGGGUUGAUGGAUUACAAGACUGUGCCACAAUAGGUGAAAAAUAAUAGGUUGUAAGCCCCCAAAAGCUGGGUCAGGGAUGGAAUACUGUUGCUGGGCAGGGUAGGGGAGGUUAGGCUUGAAAAGGAUGAUAAAUUGUUGGGGUGGAGCUAAGAAUGGAGUGGAGGUAUCAUAGACUCUGGGAUUGAGAGGGGAUAUGAUGGGCGUCGUGGGGGAGGCAGGAACAAGACAUCAGGGCAGCUAUGAGUGUUAGCUAUGUCCUGGGGUGGUCAGUAGGUUAAGGUGUCUCAUCUCAAAGGGGGAAUUGGUAAAGGUGGGAAUAACCAAGCAUGAAUGUGGGAAAGGUGCUGGCCCAAUUGACAGCCAAUUGGGGUGUCCUGAGAUCUUUUUCAUCAACGCCCACAACAGUACUUGGCCUGGGAAGAUUGGUCCUUGAAGGGUGGACUGGAUGAAGAAAGGGGUGGACUUACUUCUCACCAAAGAGUUACCCAGAAUUUAGCACUUGAGACGGCCCAAGGCCUCUGGGUGGUAGCAGUCUUUGUUGGCCAGGCCACAAAGGUCUGAGAAGGAGCUGGUCAAGGGUCUCUGGGAUCAUGGCCCAGAAGUGGCAGGGGCAGCUGUCGGCCUUGGGCAGUCAGAUUUUCCAUGAGGAGCCCUGUAGGAAGAAUGUGUUUUGGGUGAAUCCUGGACGUGAACUCCCUAGCCCAGUGACCAUUCUGGUGGCAUUUGAAGCAUGGACCUGGAGGGGUGCCUAGAAUCGGGUGCUUUUGAUCCUUUUGUAGUUAACUUGGUGGCCCGUUCUGGAGGGUUUCUUCUAGCAGAGGCCAGCAUCUGAAGCUCAGAAAUGCACCGCAGUUAAGCACUUUCAUCUCUGUUAUUAAAAAGGCUAUAUUUGUUAGCUCCUGUUGCGAGGUUUGAGUCUCCACUUUUUGUAAUUUUUUAUGAAUGUCUGGGGCAGACUGAGUAAUAAAGUGCAUCUAAAGGAUGAGUUGUCCUGGCUUUUCUGGGUCCACUGGUGUGCACUGCUUAAGGGCAGUAGGGAGGUUUUGUAGUCAGGGUUUUGGUGAGAGAAUACAUUAAAUACAGCACACGUAGGUUAGAAGAUUAUUUUAUGAUAAUUACUCAAGGAGUACAAAAAAGAUUAACCACACACUAAAGGCCCAAAGAAUCCAACUGAGGCCUUGGAUCCCAUCAGUGUCCCCACAAGUCCAGCUAAAGGUUUAGAAUCCAAGGCUGAAUUCUCCAUGAGUCCAGCCAGAGCCCACAGCAAUGUCUUAUGCUUCUCUGUAUUGAGGAUCUGUACCUGGAUGGCCCAAAGGCCAAUGGUGGAAGCCAGAAAACCUAUGCUAGUGGGGUGAAGGACUUGUGCCACCAGGCUGAGGGAUCC